Messenger RNA from Pneumocystis murina B123, 1179 nucleotides. RefSeq lists its product as hypothetical. The record is from RefSeq and is a predicted model, not a curated record. Gene Ontology annotation, biological process: regulation of transcription by RNA polymerase II. Gene Ontology annotation, molecular function: transcription coregulator activity; double-stranded DNA binding. Lineage: Eukaryota; Fungi; Ascomycota; Pneumocystomycetes; Pneumocystales; Pneumocystaceae. The transcript has 6 exons. Gene Ontology annotation, cellular component: nucleus. Bases 41 to 1153 code for a protein of 370 amino acids.
GGAGGCAAUUUUGAGAGGAUAAAGCAUCUUGGACACUAACAUGGGAAAUGCUGAAAUGGAAGAAAAGUUUAUAGACGAAUGCGAGUUUUCAACAAUUGAAGAGUUAAAAUCAGAAAAGAUUCAAGAUAAUGAGAUCAAUAAAAAGAAAGAUAUUUUAAAGAUGAAAAAGCAAGAGACAGGCGUCUCAAUAUAUAAUGUUGGAGAUCUGGUCUUGGCAAAGAUUUCCGGCUAUCCUUGGUGGCCAGGAAUGGUCUUUCCAGAAGAUAUUGCACCUAAAGAUGUUAUGGAUGCACGACCAGUUUCAAAAAAACGUAGAAAUGGUAUGGAUGUUCAACAUUGGCUUGUAAGAUUUUUUCCAACACCGGAAUAUAUAUGGGCCUCUAAGAAUGAUAUAAGACCUUUAACCCCAGAAAUGAUUGAUGAUUUUCUUUCUAGAAAAACUACAAAAAAGGAUAUACGAAGAAGUUAUGAAAUUGCAAAAACAUGCCCAACAGUUGAAGAUUUGCUUGCUCAGCAAUCUCUUGAAAUGAAAGAUGAAUCGGAAAAAGAUGAGGAUGAAGAUGAAGAUGAAUUUAAUGAUAAUUUAAAAGAUGGUGAUAUUGAUGAUAAUGCGAUAAAAGGAGCGUUAAAGCGAAAAAUAGAAUCUAGAAAAGCUGAAAAUAAGAAAAGAAGGCACGAGAAUGACCGACAUAAAGUAAAAUUAAAUAAUCAAGAAAAAAUGAUAUCCGAUGGUUCUCAAAGGAAUUUAAAUAAAAUUCUGAAUGGGAAACUUAAAUCAGAAGAAAAUUCUAUUAUUUCUUCAGAGAAAUCAUUACAAGUAAAAUGGGAACAAAAAAAACAGCAGGUUUUAUUUUUUAGACAUAAGUUGCAAAGGAUUAUGCUUACUAAUGGAAAAGUUCCCUCCGAAACUGAUAUGCCUAUAGUAAAUGAACAGUUAGAAAAGUUAGAAACAUUUAAGGGAAUUGAUGCUGCAAUUUUAAGAGCUACAAAAAUUGGAAAAGUAUUAAAAAGAAUUGUCCAACUUUCAGAUAUACCUAGUGAUGAAAAGUAUUUUAUUAAAGAAAGAAGUGAAAAGCUGCUUGAUCUAUGGAAGAAUUUGUUAGAAAAGCCUAAUGAUAUUGGUGAUAAUCAAGAAGAAAAAAGCCAAUUCUGAAGGGAUAUAGAUCCUAAUUCUUCAUC